AUGCGGGGACGAACGACAUCAGGCUGUGGCAGACGGAGUACAUCUCCUGACAAUAACAACGUUAAUUAUAAUCAAUGUUCAAUUAAUAGUCCAGCACCUGUAAUACAUACUAUAGAGACUGUGUCUGUUCCCCGAGCUAUAAAAAUACAGAGAAAAUCUCGGAAAGUCUGUCUUCGUAACCUAAUUAACAUAAAAUUAAAUCAUAUUGAAUACACAGCCAGCACUUUUAAUCUGAAGCUAGGACUAUUAAACAUUAGAUCUCUUGCAUCUAAGGCUCUUAUUGUUAACGAAAUCAUUACUGAUCAGGAAUGUAAUUUUUUGUGUUUAACAGAAACUUGGAUUAAACCAAACGAGUACAUAGCAUUAAUUGACGCCAGUCCUCCUGGAUACAGUUAUGUACAUCAGCCUCGUUCAAUUGGUAGAGGAGGAGGUGUUGGUCUCAUCUAUAGUAAAAAUCUAGUCGUCACACAAAAACCUAGUUAUAAAUUUAAUUCUUUUGAAAUUCUUUAUACCGGUAUAAGUUAUGUAGCCACAAAAAAUAAGUCAAUUCCUCUAAUUAUUAUUUACAGACCCCCAGGGCCAUAUACUGAAUUUCUUAGUGAAUUUGCAGACUUUGUCUCAAACCUGGUUGUGUCUGUUGAUAAAGCAUUAAUCGUCGGAGAUUUUAAUAUUCAUUUUGAUAACCUGGAAGACCCUCUAAGAAUAGCGGUUGUGUCCAUCUUAGACUCAGUAGGGAUUAAUCAGAACGUAAUCGGGCCUACUCAUAAUGGUGGUCACACUCUUGAUCUGAUACUAACAUACGGAUUAAGUAUAGAAAAUAUUGUAAUUUUUCCGCAGUCUGAGGUUGUCUCAGACCAUUAUCUUAUCUCGUUCAUAAUACAUAUUGAUCAUAAUAUUUCCACCUCGCCUUGCUACCGCGUAAAAUGUACCUACGCAUCAGCUACUGCACCAAGCUUCAUAAAUAACCUCGCAGAAACAUCAAUUAGAUUUGGAUCACCGUCAGAUCCGAUAGAACUCAAUCAGGCGACUGAAAGCUUGGAGUCAACACUCCGCUACACGCUAGAUAGAGUGGCUCCACUCAACAGAAAAAUAAUUAGAGAGAAAAAAUUAGCACCCUGGUAUAACGAUCAAACGCAUACCUUAAAACAGACAACUCGACAAUUAGAACGUAAAUGGCGUCAAACCAAACUGGUGAUAUUCCAAACAGCAUGGAAGGAGAGCCUACUGAAAUAUAGAAAAUCUCUUGGCGAUGCUAGAAAAAUCUAUUUCUCCACCUUAAUAGGAGAUAACAAAAACAAUUCUAGAUUCCUAUUCAACACGGUAGCAAAAUUAACUAGAAUAAAACCACUACAGAGAGAAACACUCAAUCAUUACAUAGCAGUGAAGAUUUCAUGAAAUUUUUCAUUGAUAAGGUUGAAAAUAUUAUACGUGAAAUACAGGC
Messenger RNA from Ictalurus furcatus (blue catfish), 1441 nucleotides. RefSeq lists its product as uncharacterized. Bases 1 to 1395 code for a protein of 464 amino acids. NCBI's taxonomy places the organism in Eukaryota, Metazoa, Chordata, Actinopteri, Siluriformes, Ictaluridae. The record is from RefSeq and is a predicted model, not a curated record. Gene Ontology annotation, molecular function: catalytic activity. The transcript has 2 exons.